This is a messenger RNA of Styela clava, 660 nucleotides long. Its product is annotated as glutathione S-transferase omega-1-like. Gene Ontology annotation, biological process: glutathione metabolic process. The record is from RefSeq and is a predicted model, not a curated record. Gene Ontology annotation, molecular function: glutathione transferase activity; glutathione dehydrogenase (ascorbate) activity. Lineage: Eukaryota; Metazoa; Chordata; Ascidiacea; Stolidobranchia; Styelidae. Gene Ontology annotation, cellular component: cytoplasm.
AUUCCAGGCGAUCCAUUUCCAGAAAAAAUUGCGGGAAAACUUCGACUAUAUAGCAUGCAAUACUGUCCCUACUCAAUGAGAGUGCAAAUGAUAUUGGCGAAGAAGAAUGUUGAUUACGAAAUUAUUAAUAUUGAUCUACUAAACAAGCCAACAUGGUUUAUGGAAAAAUAUCCAUUCGACUCUUUUCCGGUUUUGGAACAAGAUGACAUACUUCUUGCGGGAUCUCUUGUAAUCGCAGAAUAUAUUGAUGAAAAUUAUUCCAAGCCGGGUGAGCGCACUAUUCCACAAGAUUCUUAUGAAAAGGGAAGAAUAAAUAUGAUGAUUGUGGAUAAGUUCACAAAGGCAAUCAGUGCUAUUUACCAAGGUCUGAGAAAAAAAGAAAACUGGGAGGAAAACUUCAAUAUACAUGUUGGUGAACUGGAAAAAAUUCUUGAAACAAACAAAUUUUUCAAUGGAGAAGAAUUAGGAUAUGCUGAUUAUAUGGGUCAUCAAGGAAUCGACGAUGUUAUGUCCACCGGUAAGUUUACGAAAUUAGAACAGUGGUUGAAAACAGCAGCGCAAGAAGAAACCAUCAGAAAAUGUGAUACAAAGCCAGAAAUUCUCGGGAAGUUUUUAACUGGAUAUACCACCGGAACUUUUGAUUUUGAUUUCAACAUAUAG